Effrenium voratum is the source of this 1074-nucleotide messenger RNA. Lineage: Eukaryota; Dinophyceae; Suessiales; Symbiodiniaceae. The record is from the annotation of a GenBank genome assembly.
AUGGCGCCGCGGGCCUUUGCGGUGCUCCCUUUAGUUGCACUUGUGUAUGGCCCAACGCUCUGGGUUUGUCCGCGAGUGCACCGGUCACGUGGCAUCAGGCGAAUGGGCCGAGCAGCGACCAGCUCUGACAUCUCCGCAAGUUUUGACAGCUUUGCAAACUUCCUUCAGCAGCAACAGAGUGAAAUCAUCCAUCAGCUGGAGGACAUCGAGACGGCAAGCUUUUGCUGUGACCCCUGGGGUAGCGUCGAUACGGGCAGCGGCGGCAUCACACGCGUUCUUCAGGGCGGCAGUGUCAUUGAGAAGGGUGCUUGCAGCUUUACAUGCAUCCGAGGCGGGAAUCUCUCGGCGGAACGGGCCAAGGCCAUCCGAGCACGGCAGGAGGAUGUCCUUGUGCAAGCAGGGGAUGCCUUCGCAGCAACAGCCUUGAGCAUGGUCCUGCACACAAAAAGCCCCUUGGUCCCGACGUUUCGAUCCGAUGUGCGAAUCUUUUGGGUACAAUCGGCCAAUGGUCAAGAAGUUGCCUGGCUGGGAGGGGGCGCGGAUCUCACACCGUACUAUCUGAAUGAAGAGGACAUCCAGUCCUUCCAUGAGAUGUACUGCAAGCUGUGCUCAGGAGCAAAGCUUGACCGGCACCCUGGCUUCAAUUACCAAGCAAUGAAAGAGUCAUGCGAUGACUACUUCUACUUGCCAGCGAGGCAGGAGCACCGAGGGACAGGAGGUAUUUUUUUUGAUGACUUACCAGUUGAUGCAGAUACCUUGGACUUUGCCCGGGGAGUGGUCACAACUUGGAUGGCAUCCUGGCUUCCUAUAGUCAAGCGACAUCGAGACGAUGAGUUUUCGGCGAAACAAAAACAGUGGCAACUUCUGCGCAGAGGUCGCUAUCUUGAGUUCAACCUUUUGUAUGAUCGUGGCGUGAAAUUCGGCCUUGCCAAUGCCAACCCUCGGGUUGAGGGAGUUAUGGUGUCAGCACCACCGGUGAUCGCCUACGAAUAUAACCACAGAGUGGAAGAAGGAAGUCCUGAAGCUGAGCUGCUGCAGGUCCUGCGGAAGCCAAGAGGAUGGGUGAACAAGUGA